UCGAGACAAACAAGCAGUCGAUCAAGAUGUUGGUGUGGCAGGAUGUGUUCACGGAGGACGAGGUGAUGUCGGACUCGAACAAGGUCGGUCCGUGCAAGGACCUCGAGGGCAACGUCGUCUCGGGCAUGUUCCAGGUCGAGUCCAAGACGGUUGCCAAGGGCGCCGACAACGUCGACAUCGGCUGCGGUGACGCCUUCGGCGGCGAGGAGGAGCAGCUCGACGACUCGGUCGAGACGGUCAACAGCGUGAUCGACGACUCGGUCGGCUUCGGCUACAUCGAGACGGGCUUCGACACCAAGGCCGAGCUCAAGACGUACCUCAAGUCGUACUUCCGCAAGACCAUGAAGUACCUCAAGACGUCGAACGCCAGCGACGAGGACCUCGCCCAGUUCAAGAGCGACGCCCAGGAGAUCGUCAAGUUCCUCGUGUCCAUGUUCAAGGAGCUGCAGUUCUACAUGUUCAAGUCGUGCGACUCGGAGGCCGGCCUCGCCUACGCCUACUACCCGGAGGGCGCCGUCGCCCCCACCUUCUGCUACAUCAAGUGGGGCCUCAAGGAGGUCAAGUUUUAAGCGCGUGCGAGCGCUAGACGGGGGUCCCGCGCUGCCGUGCGGGGCUUUCUCAUCUUGACCCGCGCAUUAAACUCUAAUUAAUGCCUCCUCUUCAUGUACUC
This is a messenger RNA of Phytophthora sojae, 670 nucleotides long. RefSeq lists its product as hypothetical. Lineage: Eukaryota; Oomycota; Peronosporomycetes; Peronosporales; Peronosporaceae. Gene Ontology annotation, molecular function: calcium ion binding. The record is from RefSeq and is a predicted model, not a curated record. Bases 27 to 569 code for a protein of 180 amino acids. The transcript has a single exon. Gene Ontology annotation, cellular component: cytoplasm.